AGGCGAACAGAGACCUACUCGGCAAAGGUCCCUUGAAGCACGUAUUUCACACAUGAAUACGAGAUGAGGGGCCUGACAAGGCUGACCAAGCAAUUGUAUGCCCUACCCACGAUCCACUCUAUCGAUGUCAAGCCAAAGCAUCAUCCCGGUAUACUUCAGACCAGCUAUAUUGCGGACCAAGGUACGAGGUACUCCGUACAAGCACCAACCACUUGGGUACCCAACACUCGGACGAGUAACAUGCCUCAGAGAUGGCCAGUCUUUGCUAUCAUUGGCCAGAUGCCCGACUCGUCGCCAUUCCCUUUUCAGCCUCGUCGAUCCCUUUCGGACGCUCGCUGUUCCCAUAUCUCCGAGACGUUGUCCCCUCCCACAGUCGCUAGCUGUUCGCGCCUUCGUACAUGACGCUACGCAUCGGUCGAGUUCGUCCGUCGACCUUCCAAUGAUAUUAUUUCGGGCUCUUUCGCACCUCUAGAUG
Molecule: messenger RNA, 475 nt
Organism: Cladophialophora immunda
Lineage: Eukaryota; Fungi; Ascomycota; Eurotiomycetes; Chaetothyriales; Herpotrichiellaceae
Exons: 1
Coding region: 98-472 (124 amino acids)
Source: RefSeq, a predicted model, not a curated record